AUGAUCCACGACACUUUCACACACCUCCAAAUCGGCCUAUUUAACCAGGGGUACUUUACGACUGGUGACUUGGUUCGCAGUUUUACCCAGCUACUGGUCAACCAGAUCUUCGAACCCCUUGGUGCACCCGACAUUUCUCCAGAGGGGAUCAGCGCAAAAGUAUUCCAGCUCUUCGCUCAGUUCCCUCGUCAUGCGAGAUACAAUUUGCAGUUCUAUGGCAUUCGCUGCGGCCUCGUAUACGGCGCAAUGGCCGUCUAUGAGUCUGAAAUGCGUGACGGACAGUCUCGAAAGUUCCAACGCGGCCCGCCUGCCGAUAUUGGAGGAAGCACGACGAUUACCGGGAUCACGGCAAUCUGUGGUGUACCCGUCAGCAUGCGUAUGGAGCCUGCGGUUACGGGAAUCCGAGAGCUUGUCUUGGACUCGUUUGGACGGUUAGCACGCUUGGGACGCUUGGGACGCAAGGGACGACACCUGGCUGCGGGCGUUGGCCAGGUUCAGCAAAAGUUUCUGUCCCAGGUAAUCGGCGAAGCCAAUCAAGGUCUCCUCGCCAGUUACAGGGCACACCCCGUGGACCGCGAUUUGGAGGGCAAUGUCAUUCCUCCCUACAGCCCCGAACAACUAGCGUGCUUCAAGCAGACCGCCUGGGCGGUGUUUAAGUUGGUUUUAAGUGAGGGGGGCUGUAAGAUUGACGUUGAACUUCCGGCCACCGCACUCGAAGGACCCCCAUUUAAAAGGUGGCUCGACCCAGAAUCGCUGAACAGGAGACAUCUAUAUCCACUUCUAUCAGUUGACUACUAUUCAAAACUAGGUUUUGCGCCGUCGUACGACUACGGUGCAGACUCCGACCGGGUCGAGGACUCCGGGCGGAAGAGCAAGGGCAAGCACACCAGUGUUACGGGGGCCAAACCGAAGAGGGAUGUCACCGGGGUGACAGAGCAUGUGGCUGCCCACAACCUCCUGCCGCCCCAGCCCAUUCUCCCAUCUGGCAAGCUCAACCCCCCUGCCACCCUACUCAUUCCUUCCACCGAGGCUUCCCUUACCAACGGCCCCUCCGUCAAAUAUGCCGCUGAAGAACAUGACUCUGGACAGCCCGAAGCUGCAGAUACUUCCACUGUUAAGCCAGGCAGAGCGAAGACAGGCAAGGCGAAGCCAGUCAAGAAGAAUCCGGCCAAGAUAAAAAUCCCCCAGGCGAAGCCCGUGAAGUCAAGGCCCGCUGGUUGGUCCACCGAUGCGACGUCCACAGGCGCGGCGCCGACCAACGGGACCUCCACCGAUACCACGACCGCCGAGGCCACGACCACCGUGAUGCCGCCCAAUGUGAUGGUUGACGGUGCUGGUUUUGGGCAUGGUCGCCGUGGUGGUGGUGGCAGUGUCACCGGAGCUGGCCGCGCACAGGACCCCAGGGACCAUGGCGAGAAGGGAGACAAAGGAGACAAAGGAGACAAGGGGGCCAUGGACGCGGCCGAUGUGGCCGCCAGCAUCAUCGCCCUCCUUGGUGCCGGCGCGGCCGAGCAGGGUGAAGCUGGGGACCAGGAGAGGGGUAAUCACAAGGAGGGCCGCAGCCAGGAGGAGGGUGGCAACCAGCACGGGGCUGAGGGCGAGGCUGUGGGCCAGUACAAAGCCCAGGACGAGGAAGAGGAGGAGGGAGGAGGGGGCGAGGAGCCCGAGGAGCCCGAGGAGGAGGAAGGCGAGGACGAAGAGGAGGAGGGCGAAGAUGAGGAGGAGGAAAGGGGUGGGUGUGGGGAGGAGGGUGAUGGGUGUGAGGAAGAUGAUGACGAGGACGAGGGAGCCAAAGAGGAAGAGGAAGAGGAAGAGGAAGAGGAAGAGGAAGAGGAAGAGGAAGAGGAAGAGGAAGAGGAAGAGGAAGAGGAAGAGGAAGAGGAAGAGGAAGAGGAAGAGGAAGAGGAAGAGGAAGAGGAAGAGGAAGAGGAAGAGGAAGAGGAAGAGGAAGAGGAAGAGGAAGAGGAAGAGGAAGAGGAAGAGGAAGAGGAAGAGGAAGAGGAAGAGGAAGAGGAAGAGGAAGAGGAAGAGGAGGAGGGGAAUGGAGGGCAAGAGGGCGAUUGGGGCAAUGAGGAGGAGGGGGAGGACGAAGAGGAGGAGGGCCAGGGUUACGGCGACGGCCAGGGUUACACAGAGUAA
Vanrija pseudolonga is the source of this 2139-nucleotide messenger RNA. RefSeq names its product Midasin. Bases 1 to 2139 code for a protein of 712 amino acids. Lineage: Eukaryota; Fungi; Basidiomycota; Tremellomycetes; Trichosporonales; Trichosporonaceae. The transcript is spliced from 2 exons. The record is from RefSeq and is a predicted model, not a curated record.